Bicyclus anynana (squinting bush brown) is the source of this 3765-nucleotide messenger RNA. RefSeq lists its product as uncharacterized. The record is from RefSeq and is a predicted model, not a curated record. NCBI's taxonomy places the organism in Eukaryota, Metazoa, Arthropoda, Insecta, Lepidoptera, Nymphalidae. Bases 60 to 2411 code for a protein of 783 amino acids. The transcript is spliced from 6 exons.
CGCGGCUGACUUCUACGGUGGUCGCUACGUAGCGCUACGCUACGAGCUACGGCUACGUAAUGUGGUGUUUGCUACUUUUGACUCUGUUCGUUACGGUCCAAGGACGCGCGGUCAACAUCAGCAAUACAUGGGUGCUGCCAGAGGAAGGGUUCCCGGUUUUCUACCGCUACUUCAGGGACCGCAUCUCAUGGUACGAGGCCGACGCCGUCUGUCAGUUCCAUCAUGCUAACCUAGUCACUGUGGAUACAACGGCGCAGUACGACGCCGUUCGAGCAUAUCUUAAGGAGUUGGACAUUUCCAGCGCUGUGUGGGUCGGUCUUAUACGCAGCAACCCUGAUGGGGACUUCACUUGGACGGACUACCGCGGGUUGAGCGGCGACGGGUACUGGAGCGCCGCCCCGGACGCCCGCUCAGCGCCUCUGUGCGCCGCCGCCGACCCCGCCGCUGACUACCGCUGGGAGGCGCGCGCUUGCGGCGGACCCUCUGUUGCCUCCUUCAUCUGUGAAUUACCAGUUCCACAAUGGGCACUCGGAAAUGAAGGCUGCAUGGUGAGAGCUUUACCAGCACUGACAGUGUUAUAUUUGCCUGAGAGCGCUGCUGUACAACUUACUACCGAUUGUGGCUUGGCUGGAGUAAAGAGAGUUCAAUGCACAGGAAACGUGAAAAGGGAUGAACUUCUCAGAGAAUUGUCUUGCACCGAUGAAGAUCAAACGACUACGUCACCAGUAGUAACAACACCACUAUUACCGUGGCAAACUGCAACAGAUACAACAUAUUCGGAACAAGACACGUCUAAUGAAGUUAAUACUGAGGAAAAUGUUACAACUGAACAUGAAGAUGAUGUCAAUCAGUCAACUUCUGUAAAACUAUUACUUCCUUCAAAUCAAAAUUCUCUUCAUACUACUACAGAAGUAGUACUGACACAAUCACCUUUAAUAAACAAGUUUUAUCAUGUUCCGUUAGAGAAAAAUAUCAACUUAGAUAUAGUUAAUAAUAAUUUACCCAAUGACGUUCCAAAGUUACCUAGCAACGACGAUGAGUUAAGUAACAUUCAAACAAAAAAGUUGGAAGAUGAAAAACAUAUGCAACAUAAAAAAUUGCAUGUUGAACUUGCACGUUUAGGAAAUUUAGAAAAAAUAUUCAGUCAACCCACUGAUCAUUUUGUGCCACCUUUGGUGAUGGCUAAAGCUAAAAUUAGUGAUGAUAUGACUGCAUUAUCAAUCGAGGAGAAAUUGGCUCAGCAGUUUUCUGAAGAUCAUUUCACAGAACACAACAAUAUGCAAAGGGAUUCCGAACAUAUUAAGAUAACCACUAGUACUGAAAUAUCAAAUAAAGAAAUAACGACCGAAAACGGAAUUAAUAAUUUAUCUUUUUCAACUAAAAUAAAUGAUGACCAAUAUAAUGGUCAUACAAAGUACAUUUUGCCGAAGAAAUAUACUAAACACGAUGAAACGAAAACUAAAAUCUUGAAAAAUAUUAAACUAUUUAAAAACUCAAAAUCACCUACAGAUCACAUACUAAAUCAUUUAAACUCUGAAGUAAUUGAUACGACUACUGAAAAAUUAUAUACACCUAAACCUCCUGCCAUAAAUAACAGCCAUCAAGAUGAAGAAGAUUCUUCUUUAGAGCUUACAGUAAUAAUAAAAGAACCCAGACUUCACAAUGAUGAUAAUGUAUCACAAGAAAAUUAUUCUCAAACCUUAUAUUACGAACGAAAUGGAAAUUUAUCUACAAAUAUAACUUUGAACAGCUUAUCACCUGCAGAAAGUUUAGUAGCAUCUCCAACCGCAGAACAUAAAGUUGUCAGAAAUGAUGAAGUCAUUAAAAUAGAAAUAAUUAAUAAUAACAAGAAGCACCCUAACUUAGACAUAUCCGUAUUUGAAGUAACAACUAAAGUUCCCACUUCUGAAAAUAAAAUCAAAGAGACUAGCAACAAUGAUUCAGAAAUUUUUCAAAAAGAUGAAGCUGUAAUUAAUAAUGUACCAGCAUUAUUAAAGAAAGUCACUCCAGAUACAUCUGUUAACGAUUUAAUAACUGCCUCUAUUCGAUCAACUGUUGACAAUACCACUGUAGAUUCCUCAACUCAUACAACAGGGGCUACUUUAAUAAAAGUUGUAGAAGAGUUCAAUACUGAAAUCGAUGAUAAUUCGACAGUUAACUACAGUGAAAAAAAUAACACUGAAGAGUCUAUAGUACUGUAUAACGCAUCAAUAAUAGAAGGUAACGAUGAAAUGAAUGAUACAAUUACUGGCAAUGUAGAAAAAAAUAUGACUCAAAGUACGCCAGAAAUUGAUGACUUUCAAUCACCAUUACUGUCCGCUGCUAACGAACCUAUACACAAACCUAACCGCUCUAGGCGACUACAACAGAACCGAGUUAACAAAUUUAAUCCAUUUCGUAUAUUAGGUUAAAUAAAUAAUUAACACAGUAGUCCUAUUUUCCAACUGCCAUGACAUUAUCUCUACUACAAAUAACAAUGACUGAACCAAACGAAAACAUCUGAUCAAAAUAGAAUUAGUGUGUAGGUAUUUUAUAUUGUGAUGGCACGGUGCACUUAGUUUAUUCUCAUAUUGUAUAGUUAAUCUAUUCUAGGACGUCCGUUUGACUUUGGAUGCCAGUUUAUACUGAAGGGUCUUUCAGUUUUAAUAUGAGAACGUUAGCUCAAGCGUUAUUCCUAUGUCCUGCGAGUUUUUACACCUACCCACUAAUAACAACUGAAAAUUUUGAAUUUUGAACGAUUCACUAACUUUGACGUAUGUUAGUAAUUCUUAAGUCACGUGAUUUUAUAUUCAAUAUUUAUUUCAUGAUAACUGAUCAAAAUUGAGUCUAAAGUUAAAAAAUGUCAUGCAGUGCCUACUGACAACCUUUCGUGGAUAUCAUAGGUACGAGUAUAUGAAAUGGCCCAGUUGACAGUGUUUUUUGUUAACAAUGGUCUUUACGGAAUACGGAAAAUGCAGUUCUUACUAUAUUGAUGUUAAUUAUAAUAUGUGGCUAACAUACCUUCGCCAAAAUUAGUGAAUCGACUGGCUGAACACUUUAUCACUACAUCUAGAGCCAAUCAGACUUCUGAAGCUAGACAAACUACACUAACAUUUUCAUAGAGUUUUAAACGUAGACAUUUAAUUAUCAUACGAGUAUUUUAUGUACGUUCUGCACCGCAUAGAAACACAAAUAAUUUGUUUAUGUAAAUCUGAUAACAUUAAUCAUCUUAAAUCUUAAUAUAUCUAUCUAUACAUUAUAAAUGAAGUAGUCAAUUCUUGAAUUUCAAAUAGCAUAGCUAUACAUAGUUAUUGUUACUCUAUAUUAAGCAUUGGGCAAGUUGAUGGCGGUUUACCGAGAGAAAAUAUCAUUUAAUAUUAUAUCGAUACGCACAUCUUUUUAAAAUCACAAUAUUGUCUUUCAAAAUGCCCUGUAAGUAAGAAUAAAAAUCCAUGAAUCAUAUCAUUUUAGUAUAAGUAUCUUAAAUGUUUUAUAUUUAGUUUUAAGGAAUAAAUCUAAAGGUUUUGCACAAAGGAAGCGCAAGCCAUAUAUGUCUAACCAUAUUAAUUACAGUUUCCUUUCCUUCCUCGGUCUCGCAAGUCGCUGAAUCCAUCACGGAAGACAAAUUAUUAAGACGAAGAUAAAUUCUCUGUGGUAAAAGGAUAUAUUGCGGGUUGAACGAUAUUCGGUUAAACAAAUGUUUAUUUAUCAUUCUAUUAUUGUCUUAGCAAUCUAGGAUGUAAGGAUUUUAUAAAUAAAGAUUUAGAAUUUUUUCUUGUCACUGUA